Scleropages formosus (Asian bonytongue) is the source of this 3012-nucleotide messenger RNA. RefSeq names its product checkpoint kinase 1 (gene chek1). Gene Ontology annotation, biological process: DNA damage checkpoint signaling; protein phosphorylation. Gene Ontology annotation, cellular component: cytoplasm. The transcript has 13 exons. NCBI's taxonomy places the organism in Eukaryota, Metazoa, Chordata, Actinopteri, Osteoglossiformes, Osteoglossidae. Gene Ontology annotation, molecular function: protein serine/threonine kinase activity; ATP binding. The record is from RefSeq and is a predicted model, not a curated record. The coding region runs from base 673 to 2082 and encodes 469 amino acids.
GCUACAGUGUCCUUUUUUAUUAAUACAAUCUUUAUUAGUUUUUAUGUACUGUUUAGAUUCUUUAAAAACAGUGGAACCAGUAAGCAAAACCUUGAGCUUCGCGUUGCCAGGAAGUGACGCAAUGCCAGCGGAAGUUGCGAGCCCGAGUUUUGGAUGCAGCGCGCCAAUAAGCCCGAAGGUGCCCUUUUUACCUCUCGUGACAAGGCGACGUUUGCGGCUCGAAAACAGCUGUAAUGUCGCGGUUUCAACACGGUGAAAGAACCAGAGGAGAGAAACCGCAGCAAGCAGAGACUUUGCUGUGACAUCGUAACGUUACUGCGUGACAUUUCCCUCCAAAGAAAGAAGUCUGAACCGGAGGAGCGUGAGACUGAGGGCAACGGCCGCCAGGAGGAGGGAGGAGCCGGAGGAGGAUUUCCCCGAACCGAAGACUCGAGUCGGAGGAACGUCGCGGCUCCCGGCGUCUCAUUGAUUGUUCCUCCUUGUCCCCUCCGAGCUCGACGAAGUAGCAUUUUACCACCAGUCAGUGUGACUGUACGAGUUCUAGUAACUUUCUUGGCCGUGUCGUGUGUGUCGCUCCGUCGCGCUAGCUAACGACAAACGAGUCCCGCCCCAAACGUGAAAAACAAGCAAAGGAAACAAAAAAAGAAUAAUAAUUACCUGCUCGCGUGGACCAUGGCUGUGCCCUUUGUCCAGGACUGGGAUGUGGUGCAGACCCUCGGAGAAGGAGCCUAUGGAGAGGUUCGCCUGCUGCUCAACAGGAAGACGGAGGAGGCGGUAGCCGUGAAGGUGGUGGAUACGUCUCGCGCCGAGGACUGCGCCGAGAACGUCAAGAAGGAAGUGUGUGUCCACAAGCUGCUCUCCCACCCCAACAUCGUACGCUUCUUUGGUCACCGGCGUGAGGGACACAUACAGUACCUCUUCCUGGAGUACUGCAGCGGGGGAGAGCUCUUUGAUCGCAUCGAACCUGAUGUUGGGAUGCCUGAAAAGGAUGCUCACAAAUUCUUCCAGCAGCUGAUUGCAGGAGUGGAGUACCUGCAUGGGGUGGGGAUCACACACAGGGACAUCAAACCUGAGAACAUUCUGCUGGAUGAGAAAGAUAACCUGAAGAUCUCCGAUUUCGGCCUGGCCACCAUGUUCCGACACCGCGGGCGCGAGCGCAAGCUCACUCGCCUGUGCGGGACACUGCCCUACGUCGCCCCGGAGCUGAUGUCACGCGUCGAGUUCUUCGCCCAGCCGGCGGACACGUGGUCCUGCGGAAUCGUCCUUACUGCCAUGCUGGCUGGAGAGCUGCCGUGGGACCAACCGACCGAGAGCUGCCAGGAGUACUCUGAUUGGCUGCAUAAGAAGACUUACCUGACGCCUUGGAAGAAGAUUGAUGCCGCGCCCCUCAGUUUGCUGACCAAGAUCCUGCAGCAUGACCCGGACAAGAGGGUAACGAUUGCUGACAUCAAGAAGGAACGGUGGUUUAACAGGAGCUUCAAAACGGCUAUGAAGCGACAGUGGGACUCGCAGAGGCCUUUGGCCAAGCUGCCGCGGUGCGACUCGGCACAGCUGCCCUUCAGUCGAACCGGCAGCGAGGACUUGGUACAGAUAUCAACCUCGCAGCCGGAACCCGCGCUCAGCCCCGGCUCCUGGGAGGCCAGCGUGGGCCACCUGCAGACGGAUGGGCUGCAGGUCAGCUUCUCGCAGCCGGCUUGUCCGGAGCAUAUGUUGUUGGGCAGCCAGCUGCUCGGCACGCCUGGAUCUAGCCAGAGUCCCUGGCAGCGCCUGGUGCGCAGGAUGACUCGCUUCUUCACAACCCUGGAGGCGGAGCAGUCAUUUACAGCCCUUAGGGACGCCUGCAUCGCCAUGGGCUACACGUGGAAACCGAGCUGCGCGAAUCAGGUCACUGUGUCCACAAUGGAUCGUCGGAACAACAAGCUGAUCUUCAAGGUUCACUUCCUGGAGAUGGAGGAGAAAAUCCUGGUGGACUUCAGGCUCUCAAAGGGUGAUGGUUUGGAGUUCAAGAGGCACUUUUUGAAAAUCAAGCAACACCUCAACGACAUCAUCUUUCAUCAUAAGGUGUCACUUCCGACCACAUGAUGAGGUGGAAAAACGCCUCUGGUUAAAGUACCUGAAGACUUAAUAGCGCCGCAUGCAGGUUAAGACACACAGACACACACAUGCGCUUGCAAACACACAGGCGCACACCUUUGUGUCGCACACUUGUAGAACCUUCCUGAAACUCUGAGGACACACAGAAGGACAGUUUGAGGAGUUUAAAUACCGACGUUUUACGCUUCCUGCCUUACUUGUUGAAGUGCAAAGGAUCUCAUAACAUCAGCUCUUGUUUUAGCAAAAUAUUUUUUUUUUCUAAAGUUAAAAAGGUAAAACAUUUUCUUUCAAUUCAGAUUUGACUUUGAAACUUUUCUGUCUCUAGAAACAUUUCUAAAGAGCCAAUCAAAGCAGCUGUAUGCUGUCAUUACAGCAAUCAUUUGAUUUUUGAGUUCACCUGGAUUUUUACCAGAAGACACCCACGCACUUGUGGAGGACAUAAAACCUCCCGUGGACGAAAUUCCACUCUGUACCUCUCGAGUGAGAACCGGAGAUCAUGGGUGGAUUUUGCUCCGAAUAGCAACGCUGCCAGAAUGGGAAUGUUUUUAAUAAUAAUUUCAGUUGUGCAUUUAGGUGGUGGAGGAAUAGACUUUCAGAGUUUUCAGGCAAGAGCCUUUAAACUUCUUUAAACUCGACAUUGACACAGUGGAUCUGUACAUUUGUGGCCUCCACACUCAGGUCUCUUCUGCCUUCCUGCUCAUUUAAAAAAUGUGACAUUUUAAAGAGAAGGUCAGUUACAGGCACAGAAGCCCACUGUUGCUGAAGCCCAGGUGAGGACCGUGGUCCUGAGUUAUAGGUACUCUUCUCGACCUGGGGACUAGUGAACUAGCGGCUGCACUCUCUGAAGCGUGUGUAAACCUGACCUGCUCGUCUUUACGUCCUCCAUCCUCACUACCCCUUGUGUGUGGUCGCUCGGUU